GCCGGCGUCGAAGCAGCGGUCGAGGGCCGCGGCACCUGAGCGACCGGGUACAACUCCAAAGACGAGUAGGUCAACGCAAGCAGCUAAGGAGCGUGAAACAUUGAGGACGUUUACCGACGAUCAGCUCGCGGUGAGGAGGGAGGACACGCGCCCCAGUACCAGUGGUGGACGCUCUGACAGCGGCUCUUCGCCAACCAGGAAGACUGGCAGCGAAAAGGUCUCGAAAAAGCAGACCAGCACGGACAUAAGGGUGAACCUGCCGAUGCUCAUGAAGGAUGACCCGCCCACGGCAGAUCCCAGCCCAAAGCACUCGAUCAGUCUGACCCAAAAAAGAAGGCAGCUGUCCUUUGUCGAUGCUUCAAUAGAAUGCAUCGGCGAAGCCAUCGAGGAUGAGCAUGGGGGCUUAGACUGGCUGCAAGACUUCUGGAGCACGAUUCUCCUGGGCACUCCCACCGCAGUGUGCAAGACUUUGGCACUCAGGUCUCUUGGAAACUGGGUGAGCGUCUUCAAUCGCUGGCAAGAGAUCGGCAAGUGGGUUCCCGGUCAGGCACCGAACUGUCUCAAUGCGUUCGAGAUGCAG
This is a messenger RNA of Symbiodinium sp. CCMP2456, 580 nucleotides long. Lineage: Eukaryota; Dinophyceae; Suessiales; Symbiodiniaceae. The record is from the annotation of a GenBank genome assembly.